AUGUCCAACGCAGUCGGAACAGAUGGCUUUGUCGCUUGCAGAGCUGGCGAACCAGGGCCUGGCGGUGGAGAUUAUGGAAUACUGGAAGCUGAUCAUGAAAGUGCAAUUGAAGGCGAUGAGUGCGUGAGAAGAGCAAGGCAAACAUAUUCGACAGGCACAUCUCGAGGGUCGAGAUCAAGCGAGACUAUCAUGCGUCAAACCGCGACAGCCGCAAACGCUGUCGAGGUGCAAGGGCUGGCGCCGAGACAUAGCUAUGACCCCGUCUUCCAAGAUGUGACUGACCCUGGCGACCGCUGCUCGGAGGUGUGUAUGCCCCUCUCUGUCUUCCUCGCCAUGCUCCUGAAGGAAGAAUCCAGGCCACUGCACGUCCAUCAUAUGUCGUGCCACCAUCUCAACAAUCGCUGA
Molecule: messenger RNA, 405 nt
Organism: Microdochium trichocladiopsis
Lineage: Eukaryota; Fungi; Ascomycota; Sordariomycetes; Xylariales; Microdochiaceae
Exons: 2
Coding region: 1-405 (134 amino acids)
Source: RefSeq, a predicted model, not a curated record